Dermacentor silvarum is the source of this 1503-nucleotide messenger RNA. RefSeq lists its product as uncharacterized. The coding region runs from base 49 to 1107 and encodes 352 amino acids. Gene Ontology annotation, biological process: regulation of translational initiation. The record is from RefSeq and is a predicted model, not a curated record. The transcript is spliced from 5 exons. Gene Ontology annotation, molecular function: translation activator activity. NCBI's taxonomy places the organism in Eukaryota, Metazoa, Arthropoda, Arachnida, Ixodida, Ixodidae. Gene Ontology annotation, cellular component: cytosol.
CACUCGCUCCAAGGCGAAGCAGAACGAGCGCGUCGUCUCUCUGCAGCCAUGAACUUUUUGGGUGGCGGUGAUGCAGCUCCGGCCGUCGGUGACGCCAAGGCGAGCUCGGGUCGUGGAAGAGGCCGAGCCAAGCUCAACGCACCUGCGCCCGUCGCGACGUCGUCGUUGACUGCGCCGCCGCAGCAGCAGAUACCGGUAGCGAUGGUCCCGGAGCCACGUAACCGCGGACCGCACUGGAACGCUCUUUCACAACUGGACGCUGGGGACUAUGUGCGGCGGCAUGGCGAAGCACACCGGGACUCCCAGCUGCAAAAGUGCCCACCGUUGUCUUCGAGCGUGUCGGCUGAGCCUCCGAUUAGGCAGCAACGACCGCAAGCAGUGGACGAAAUGAAGGGUGCAGCGCAACGUAACCCUUGCUCGAGUCAAGAAGAAAUCGACCCUACGCUAACACCCAGUGCUAAACUCAGAAUCAUCGAGAAAGCUGUGACAGACCCGGAUGGCCUGAACACUCUUCAAAUGCAAUGGCUGGGGUUCCGCAUCUGCGAUCGAGUCACCAAAGACUCCAACAACGUUGCAUCCGCGGUGGAGUUCUGCACAUCCCUUAUCGAGAGGGGGCGCACCAGUGCGUUCAUUGACGGCCUUGUCGAAUCAUGCAAUGACUUCUUCAAGCGGCGGGAACAGCUGUUACGAAGGUGCACUGCGCGAACACGAAGUGCAGCGCAACAUCCCGGAAGUCCUAGCCGCAGCUGGACGGCCUAUGUUACCUUCCUGGCCGAGCUGCUGGCGGCCGUCAGUAGAAUGGAAUCGUCGGACAAGAUUUCCGGACGCAUCUUCUGCCUGGCGGCGCUGCUCUGCGAAUGUUGCCACAUCAUGCUCCGCUCGCCAGCGCAGGACACCACCGCAGAGAUGAAUUGCCUUCGCUUCGUCUUCAUGACUGCCGGCAGUAGCAUCCAGCGAGCUGCUCCACACCUCUCGACGGCGCUGGGCAAGUGUCUCCGGGACUCGUUCAUGGACAGCAAUCGCUCAGACGAUGUUCGUCAGGCGCUGCUCGGACUCAUCGAGCUUCGGGUUUCGGGAUGGAAACUUUGCACAGCUCAGCAGCUCUGAUACUCUGCGCACGACAGCGGUGCUGCAGUCACCGACUGACACAGCUGCUGCUCCGGUGUAGCGCUGUGGCAAGAAAUGGACACAGAACUUUGACCUCUCUUGUGGUUUGUUGUUUGUAUCAAGUUACUUCUGUGUUUCUUUUUUGUCUUCCUUUUUUUACUAUUCUGAACGAGGCUCUCGCCUUUAUACACUUCUAUAAAUCUUUUUUUUUAAAUUUUUAUUCAUAGGAGAUGCUGUGCAUACCAUGGAUAGGAAGGAACUUUCGGUGGCAUAAUUGCAGGGGCAUAUGCAACUAGGUAUUUUAGUAUUUGUUUUUCAACUUUUGCUGCUGCCAUCUUGGGGAAAUAAAAUGAAUAAUUAAAACUUUCCGUGUUCCGUUUUAUUAACAACACAGUU